Messenger RNA from Cynara cardunculus var. scolymus (artichoke), 2826 nucleotides. Its product is annotated as probable LRR receptor-like serine/threonine-protein kinase At1g53430. Bases 1 to 2661 code for a protein of 886 amino acids. Gene Ontology annotation, biological process: protein phosphorylation. The transcript has 21 exons. Gene Ontology annotation, molecular function: protein kinase activity; ATP binding; protein binding. The record is from RefSeq and is a predicted model, not a curated record. Lineage: Eukaryota; Viridiplantae; Streptophyta; Magnoliopsida; Asterales; Asteraceae.
AUGGACUUACAAGUUCUUCAUGUCACUCAUCUGAGUCUUUUGGGGAACCGCCUAAGCGGUCCCAUACCUGAAGAAAUAGGUGAUAUUUCUACCCUUGAGGAGCUGAUAUUGGAAGACAAUUUGCUUAGUGGACCACUUCCUCGAAACCUCGGGCRCUUGCCUCGAUUGMGAAGAUUCCUUGUUUCUGCAAAUAACUUUACAGGAACCAUACCUACAUCGUUUGGCAAUCUGACUAAUAUGGAAGAUUUUAGGAUAGAUGGGAGUACUUUAUCAGGGAGAAUACCUGAUUUUAUCGGAAACUGGACAAGACUUGAUAGACUUGAUUUGCAAGGAACAUCAAUGGAGGGACCAAUUCCUUCUACGAUAUCUCUGUUGAGAAAUUUGACUGAAUUGAGGAUAACUGAUUUAGCUGGAUCGUCGAGUAUGAGAUUUCCUAAUUUGCGAGACAUGACAGGAUUGGAAAGAUUGUCCCUGAGAAAUUGUUUGCUUACUGGCCCAAUACCAGACUACAUAGGACAGAUGAGUGACAUGAAGAACUUAGACCUGAGCUUCAACAGGCUGAACGGUCCAAUACCCAGUACAUUGCAGACAUUAAACUUUGACACCAUGUUUCUGAAUAACAACUCACUAUCCGGAGAGAUUCCUCAAUGGAUAUUUCUGAAAAUUACCAAUGUAAAGAUUGACUUGUCUUACAACAAUUUUACACGUAUAUUUUCAAAACAGAACUGUCAGUCAUCUAACUUGAAUUUAGUUUCAGCCAUGUCAUCUUCUGCCGCAAGCAACGGAGAUGCUUGGUGUUUGAAAGACGAACUUUUGUGCAGCAGAAACCCCAACCGUCAUUCUUUGUUUAUUAAUUGCGGUGGACCCAGAUCAGACUUUGAMGGAAAUGAGUAUGAAGAAGAUUUGACCAACCAGCAAUCUUWCUUCUAUUCUAGUCCCGAGAGAUGGGCUUAUAGCACGAAUGGGGUUUUCUUGGGCAACRAUGAUGCUCCAUUUGUUUCAAGAUCAGAAAAUGUGACAGGUGGAGAUGUAUAUARAACAGCUCGCUUUUCUCCCAMUUCACUCCGGUACUAUGGACUGUGUUUGCGGCAGGGAAGUUAUAAAGUGAGGCUCCACUUUGCUGAAAUUAGUUAUUCUGAUGACAUGACAUUUAGCAGUCUGGGAAGACGCUAUUUUGAUAUAUCUGUCCAAGGGGUUCUGASGAGAAAGGACUUCAACAUCAUGGAAGAAGCUAAUGGUGUUGGCAGGGGCAUCUCCAUARACGUCARURAUGUUAUGGUUAAUGGUAGCACCCUAGAGAUUCACUUGUACUGGGCAGGGAAAGGGACUACUGCAAUUCCAGAUCGGGGUGUAUAUGGACCUCUUAUAUCCGGUAUCACAAUAACACCAAACUUUGACGUCAGUACAGGAGGACUCGCUGCUGGAGCUAUAGCUGGAAUUGUGAUUGGUUGCUGUGCAGCUAUCGCGCUAAUUUUAUUUGUUCUUUGGAAGAAAGGUUAUCUAGGAGGCAAAGAAGAUAAAGAGCUUCGAGCACUUGAAUUACAGACUGGUUAUUUAAGCCUGCGACAAAUCAAAUCCGCUACUCAUAACUUUGAUUCUGCAAAUAAGAUCGGUGAAGGAGGCUUCGGACCAGUUUAUAAGGGUGUACUCUCGGAUGGUUCCGAGAUUGCUGUUAAGCAACUCUCCGCAAGAUCAAAACAGGGGAACCGUGAAUUUGUCACUGAGAUAGGCAUGAUAUCAGCUUUGCAUCAUCCAAACCUUGUUAAGCUUUAUGGCUGUUGCAUCGAAGGAAAGGAAUUGUUGCUGGUAUAUGAAUACCUUGAAAAUAACAGUCUCGCACGUGCUCUUUUUGGUCGUGAGGACCAGAAGCUUAAUUUGGACUKGCCUACAAGAAAGAAGAUAUGYAUGGGAAUAGCACGGGGCUUAGCCUAUCUCCACGAGGAAUCAAGGUUGAAAAUAGUUCAUAGAGACAUAAAGGCCACCAAUGUGCUUCUCGACAAGGAUCUUAAUGCUAAGAUAUCUGACUUUGGUCUAGCAAAACUGGAUGAAGAAGAGAAUACUCAUAUCAGCACACGGAUUGCUGGAACGAUAGGAUAUAUGGCUCCGGAAUAUGCAAUGAGAGGAUACUUGACAGAUAAAGCAGAUGUUUACAGCUUCGGAGUUGUUGCAUUAGAGAUUGUCAGCGGGAAAAGCAAUACAAAUUACAGGCCAAAGGAGGAGUUCGUAUAUCUUCUUGACUGGRCAUAUGUCCURGAAGAGCAAGGGAGUCUUUUGGAACUAGUGGACCCUGGUCUUGGUCCUAAAUACCCAAAAGAUGAGGCCAUGAGGAUGCUGAAUUUGGCUCUUCUAUGCACCAAUCCAUCUCCCACCCUUAGGCCACCCAUGUCAUCCGUUGUCAAAAUGCUCGAUGGUAAAAUCCCCGUUCAGCCACCCAUGGUCAAACGAGUGGCAGGAAACCCAGACAUGAGGUUCAAAGCGUUUGACAUGGUCUCACAAGACAGUCAGACACAAGUCUCCACCAUCUCGGCAGACAGUCUAGGACCGAGGAGCUUAUCGAACGAUGGUCCCUGGGCAGAUACGUCACUCUAUAAGGAUGAGACYGCGGAAAGUUCUUCUUCGGCGAAUAAGCUUCUUCCGGAUCUUUAUGACGUUGAUAUAUGAAUCCGUAAGUAAGGUUUAUUUCUUUAUUUAUAUAUGUAGAAAUCGUUGUGCUUUUAAGUUAUGUAGUUGUAGUCGUUUAUUGCAAAAUUUUGCUUCCAUUCGUCCCACAAAUGAUAUCUUUGUUGAUUUAUAGUAACAUUUAAAGUCUCAUUUUGUAUUUGUAAA